Molecule: messenger RNA, 611 nt
Organism: Penaeus chinensis
Lineage: Eukaryota; Metazoa; Arthropoda; Malacostraca; Decapoda; Penaeidae
Exons: 4
Coding region: 119-478 (119 amino acids)
Source: RefSeq, a predicted model, not a curated record
UUAUUAUUAUUAUUAUUAUUAUUAUUAUUAUUAUUAUUAUUAUUAUUAUUCCUCUCCUUCUUUACUUGAGGGAUCCGUGUAAUUUAAAUGGAAGGACAUCGCCUGAAAUCUUUGACGCAUGUAUCCAUUUCAGAUUCGUUUCUCCGCAAUGAAGGCGGUCGUUACUCUUGUCGUGGUGGUGCUUUUGGUGGCGACCAUGAUGGAGGAAGCCGGUGGUCAUAAGCGCAAUGGUCGUGGAGGAGGCCCUGGGGGACGGGGUCGGGAUCGACGUGGCUUGUGCAUUGAUUCACUGUGUGGGGCAGCCGAAGAUGCUGAUACCUGCAGCGAUUGUGCCAGGAAUGUGCGUGGUUUUAAACAGCAGAUUCGUACUUGCAGCCGUCAACUCUCAGUACGUUGCCACAAUAUGACUACAGCCGAAACGGACAGCUUGACGACUUGCCUCACUGAUGCCAUCUCCGAAUUGAGUGACUGCUUUUAAAGAAGAAUCGACAAUGGAACGGAAAACAGGAAAACGGAUCGAUGUCUUUCCGAAAAAAAUCUUCAAUUGGCUUUGACUGUAUGGCACACAUAAAAAAUAUCCUUUUAAUCACCAAUAAAUAGCAUGCAAACUA